Aphanomyces astaci is the source of this 534-nucleotide messenger RNA. RefSeq lists its product as hypothetical. NCBI's taxonomy places the organism in Eukaryota, Oomycota, Saprolegniomycetes, Saprolegniales, Verrucalvaceae. The transcript has a single exon. Bases 38 to 391 code for a protein of 117 amino acids. The record is from RefSeq and is a predicted model, not a curated record.
GGCGGAUGAGUCUCCACUUUCGACCAUUCCAAGUGACAUGACGACCACCGUUGCGAUGCUUCUGAACCCUGUAGACAAGGACAAUCAGCCGAGCUACUACGAGCGCAACCGCGACCAAGUCCGAGAGCACCAGCGUGUGUAUCGAGAAACCAACCGCGAAAGAAUCCGAGCCAUUCAUAAAGCGUAUUAUCGCAAAAACCGUGCCAAGAUCACCGCGUAUAAGCGCGAGCGAUGGCAUCGGACGAAAUCGAGCGCGACCACCCAAGAUGGUACAUGCCCGCCCCUGGCGUUCACAACAAGCACGGACAGCACUAGUCAAUCGUCCUUGGGCAGCUGUGACUCGACUCGGCCAUCAACCAUGCGCGUCGAAGACUUAUUGAACCCCUUGUAAACCAAGCCUGGAAUACAGUAUGCACUGCAUGCCACAAUCCGUUGAAACGACUCGACAAGAUCGUCUAUAUUGCGAUAAGGGUGUACAUUUAUCGUCAACCGUUCCAAAUUAUCAAAUGCAUUGACGUGCUCAUUAUCAUUCUU